UUGCGCAAAGUGUCGGAUCGCAAAAAAUCUUUAAAAAAAAUAAUUUCGCCGGUUUCGACUUUCUUCGCGAAAAAAAAGUUAAUUUAAUAGAACGUCAUUCGUGAUUUGAUGAGCGAUCAAUUCAGUCGCAUCUAUUCAGUGAUAAGGAGGAAUUACGCGAAAAAUGUCUGAAGACGAUGCCGAACGGAACAACAACAAAGAUCCAGAAGCGAAAAUUAACGCUGCGAUAAAAUCGAGGACGGUCGAUGCUCAGGAAACUCGAGGACGAUGCAAAAGGAAUUGCGGCCUAUCAACGUUAGUCAUUUUGAUUUUUUUCAAUAUUAUCUGCGGAAUUUUCCUCUUGCGCGUGUCCUUGUACGAGAUUCUCAUGGCAGACCGGAUGUUGAUGCGGCCCGGCAUGCCAGCGUAUGAAUUUUGGAAGAACCCCGAGCCGGAAGUGAUCGUGAAGAUGCAUGUUUUUAACAUUACCAAUGCGGAGGAUUUUCUUGCGGAACGGGAUUCGAAGAUAAAGUUGGCAGAAGUCGGUCCAGUGGUUUAUCAGGAGAUUUUGAAACACACGGAUGUGGUUUUUAAUGAAAAUUCAACGUUGUCGUAUAAAGCAACAAAGACCUUGGUUUACAGGGAGGACUUGAAUGAGCCCGGGAUAUUGAAUGAAACGAUAAUUGUUCCAAAUAUGGCCACUUUGGGAAUCGCCUCAUACCUCAAUGACGCUGGAUAUUUCGUAAAUUUGGCGGCAAAAUCACUCAUGUACAAAUACGACGAAGAGCCUUUGCGUAAAAUGACGGUCUACGAUUACCUCUGGAAUUACAAAAGUGACGUCUUAUCCACUGCAAAAAUAUUUGGAGGAUCCGUUUUAGUCCCCGUAGAAAAUAUGGGAGUGCUUUACAAUAUUUACAAAAACUGGUCCGAUCACUUGAACGUGAAAAUGGGUCCCAAAUACCCCAGCAGUGAAUUUUUCCAUCUUCUUUCUUAUAAUUACCGUACCACAGUGCCUGGAUUCAAGCUCGAACAUGGGGAUUGUAACGCUACGAUCCUCGAAGCCACCGAAGGAGCAAUUUAUCCGCAACGUUUGACCAAAAAUUCGACACUUUUCUACUGGCGGAAGACUUUGUGUCGUCCUGCGACGCUGUUUUUCGAGGAAGAAGUGCAAAAAGGACCUCUGUUAGGGUAUAAAUAUGUACUGCGGAAUGACGUUUACGAUCAUCCUGACGACAAAGAAGACUGUUAUCGCGGGAAAAAUCUCCCCGAUGGGCUGAGUGACUUACAAAAGUGCUUUCAUAAUUUCCCAGUUGCGGCAUCAAAACCACAUUUUUACGGCAGAAACGGAUCGUGGAUGGAGAAAUUGAGUGGUUUAUCGCCGAAACGAGAGCUGCACGACAGCUAUGUCAUCGUUGAACCACAAAUGGGAACUCCCAUCGAUCAAGUUGCCAGAUCUCAAAGUAAUUUAAUCAUCAAACAGCUAAGUGUGGCAUAUCCACUUAAAAUGAGGCUCUUCUCCGACACAAUUCUUCCAAUGUUUUGGGUAGAAAUCCACCAGCCGGACCUUACGCCAUUAAUUAAGAAUGUGAUCAACUUCACAAUUAACAUUUUGCCAAAGUACGAAGGGUUUUUGGGUCCAAUUUGUCUCGUAAGUGCCCUCGUAUUCACAAUUAUUUUAAUAAAAUGCGUCAAAAGUGAUAAAAACUCGGGAAAAAAGAUAAAAUUAAAAAAGGGAUCAAUUUAAAUUAAGUAGGGGAAAGUGUCAAGUAGUGCCAAAAGUAGAUUAAUUUUUUAUUUUUAUGAUUUUUUAGUAAAAUUUAAGGGUUAUUAUUAAA
Culicoides brevitarsis is the source of this 1814-nucleotide messenger RNA. Its product is annotated as lysosome membrane protein 2-like. The transcript has 7 exons. The record is from RefSeq and is a predicted model, not a curated record. Gene Ontology annotation, cellular component: membrane; cytoplasm. NCBI's taxonomy places the organism in Eukaryota, Metazoa, Arthropoda, Insecta, Diptera, Ceratopogonidae. Bases 164 to 1723 code for a protein of 519 amino acids. Gene Ontology annotation, molecular function: scavenger receptor activity.